AUGGCCCAUGUCGCCCACAAAUGUCGGAUCCUGAUCCUCUGCGGCCGGCUGCUCCCGGCGCUGUUUCCACGCUGUACCGCCGGGCCGUCUUUCCGUCUCGAGGCCCCCGCAGGAGGCGGCGCUUGGGCCCACGAGGCGCCGCUGACGAGCGCCGAGAUAGACGAGGUCUUGGCGUUCAGAUUCGACGAUUUGUCCAACUUUCUCGAGCCGGAUGCGUUUCCUCCUUUGGAUCAUGCGGCUGACGUUGGCUUCCCCCAGGAUAUCUUCUCUGGAUUUCCGUCCCCAUCGUCGGCUGCUCCUUGUCAUCAUUCUGCUGGGUUGGACCACCUAUCCGAUAAACACAUUCGCAUUACAGCCUCAGGAGACAGGAUCAAUCUUCCACCCAACAAGUCCAACUCCAUGGACAGAAUUGAAGAUGUUGCACUUCAAGAUAGUAUAUCUGACCACGAGAGUUUCCCAGAGACACAUUCUUCCUCAUCCUCAGGGCCAAAGAAUACAAGCCUGCCGCUCAAACGCUUACAUCCACAAUCAACCCAGAAUGAUAUGUCUCCAAACCAGCAUAAUUCACGACGGAAAACAACUGCUUGGACAUCUUGCUCUGAGCAGCUGUCAGGGACACUUUUCCCUCCAAGUUCAGCACGAAGCCAGAGCCGGAUCAUGCAAGAUCUCGGAGAGAAUCCGCCUGGUAGUUGCUUGGACAGUCUGCCCCCGGCAGAUAGUCCACAAAGUCAUGCAUUGAAUCAGCCAUCAAAUGGCUGCAGUCCUGUACCAGAUAGUAGAAAGUCCCAACAGAUCCCAAAUGCUGAAGAUUUCCCCCUCUUGAAUAAAAUUUUGAGGGGCUCAUCAAUUGAAGAAGAAGACAAAGAUAAGAAUCUGUUUGAAAUAUCAGAUCUCGAAUUGAAGAUCUUUGCAUGGCUCAACACAGUAAGGCUUGCACCCAAAAAAACGCUGGGUAAGUGUGCCCAUCCGGCACAGGAUAAAUCAACCCUCAAGAGCUCUAGCAUAUUGUGGAAGAUUCUUGGGAAGGAAACUGUUAAAUGGAAGACCCUUCCAAGUCUCAUUCAAAUGGUUAUCAAACAUGGAAAUCUUUCUGGGAACCAAGUUAUCCUGGAGACCAGGGAGUUGCUUGAAGAGGUUGACUUGCGCAACCAGCAGUUUCUCAAGCUCUUCACUACCCCUGGUGAUCCCAAAGACCUGAAAGCCUUUUAUUGGGAAAAACACACAUCUAAUGAAAAAUUGAGGGCAGAAGAAUACUUGGAGCUGCAUCGAUGGCUGGACAAAAAACUUCACAUCAAGCAUCUGAGCACUGAAUAUGCACAGGAUGGUGAUCCAGAGCUCCUGCAGGGUACCAUGCUUGAAUCAUUAUCUGAAUUUCAGGAGAAGCUCUUUGGUUAUUUUCAGGAGAAAGGUACAAACAUUGCCAGCUGUAUACCUGGCCAAAACCGAUGGAAUUUCAUCUACAAUAAAACUAAGAGCAGGGGUCCAUACACCAUCUCUGUACAUGAAGCCAUGAAAACCAGGACUGCAAUGUGGAUUCUGGGAGAAUAUUAUAAAGGGAAGAACCGGGAGGCUUGGGAAUAUGUGUUUGGUAAAAAUGAUGAAAACUUCUUGAAAGUGUUUGCGCUGAUCAAGAACAAUAGUUUCAAUAAUUACCCUGGUAGUAAUUGGCAAGUGAGCCAUGAAUUAGAGCACUUGAAGAUCCUCCCUUGGCGGCGAGACCUGAACCAAGUCUCAUACGAUCCGUUUUUGGAUAAGCAUCUCAUCAAAUCAAAGCUUCUGAAACGGCUCAAUAAACUCAAUUGGGCUUUGGUUGACAGUCAAGUGGACCAUUACCUGUGA
Molecule: messenger RNA, 1839 nt
Organism: Puccinia triticina
Lineage: Eukaryota; Fungi; Basidiomycota; Pucciniomycetes; Pucciniales; Pucciniaceae
Exons: 3
Coding region: 1-1839 (612 amino acids)
Source: RefSeq, a predicted model, not a curated record